AUGAUGUUGCAAAACAGAGGUUACUCGCUUGUUCUCUAUGACGCAGACGUUUCUGCCGGGAGCAAGACCAAGGAUACUCAAGACUACCUGAGCCGGUCCGUCAUAGAGAAUAAAAAGAACUUCUUCUUCGUUAUGUGGGACUAUGCGGAAAUCAGUAAUGGUUUUUCCUGUCCAACCGACUUUUCGAAGUGUUGCUUAAAUGGACAGCCAUACGAUGGCAAAGGCGUCAGAUUUCUUUCCGUGACGCCGUACGGCGAAUCCUUCUCGACUAAACUCAUCCAAGAAGCCAGCAGACCUAACGGCCAGCUGCCCAAAAGUGUCCUCCAAGGCAUGUUUCUGCUCAAACCUGAGUCUAUGGCCUAUCUCCGGGGCGAGUUCAGUAACUUGUUCAACACGGAAUGGAAAAUCGGUCCCGAUGACGCUACGAAAUCCACUAUCCUCGUCGUGGAUCGAGACACGGGAUGCCAGCCUGAAGGCGUCUAUCCAGAGCUUGACACGGGAAAUGGCAUUUUCCUGGUUCGUGACAUUGUGAAGGAGAUGGCGGCCAAACACACAGGCCAGAGCACGCUGAAAGUCAUCUCGUGCGGAUACAACGACGAAAGCUCAGUAACCGGCAUCGGGCAGUACUGGACCAAGCUCCCACCGGUGGACCUGAUACCAAACCUCGACAAGAGCCAGCCCGUCACCAAGAGGGACGUCCAGGCGUACUUUCUGUACUGGGCCUCCCAGGAGAACAAGACUGAGCGGUACUUCCAAAUGGUCGUGGGUCUCCGGAGCGGUGUCAUGGAUCUCUUCACUUUCAUGGGCAUCCCGACCGUGUCCAUCGGACUGCGCAACAUGGUGGGAGAAUCAAGGCACAGGAGACUGUCAGGGACGAAUUUCAAGCGUGUGAACGUCCAGUACGACGGGCCGCGUCAUCCAACCACCGCCUACAUCCAGGACAGGUACGACUCCAAGGAAGUUUUGCUCAACUCCCCGUUCUGGCUUGGGGACGCCCCCGGAAGCCCCUUCCCAGAGCGGGGCUUCCUCGGCGACGACGAAAGAAUCCAGCAGAAGGUGUCGCCCCUGCAGCCCUUUGGCGACUUUGACGCGUUUGUCCUCAAGGUCGGUGUGAGGCUUGCUUGCCAGACGUACUUGAACUGGGGCCCCACGGUCAAGACGGCCAGGAAGUAUAUCCCUCAAGUCGUGACCACGAGUGAUGCCAGAUUUUGCUACCUGGCCGAGGAGAGUGGCACAACUGUGAAGCAACGGCUACUGAGGCGGAGGUCAGCCGACGAAAGGGCCAUCGACAGCAUGAGGGCUCAGCUCAGCAACCCGAAGACAACACUUCAACUGUCGGAUGCCCUGUUUGAUGAAUUCUACCAGGCGCAAUUUAUAGAGGACUGGCGUCGUAUCCGACGAUAUAGGUAUUAG
This is a messenger RNA of Metarhizium album ARSEF 1941, 1413 nucleotides long. RefSeq lists its product as uncharacterized. Lineage: Eukaryota; Fungi; Ascomycota; Sordariomycetes; Hypocreales; Clavicipitaceae. Bases 1 to 1413 code for a protein of 470 amino acids. The transcript has a single exon. The record is from RefSeq and is a predicted model, not a curated record.